Spirodela intermedia is the source of this 7567-nucleotide messenger RNA. The record is from the annotation of a GenBank genome assembly. Lineage: Eukaryota; Viridiplantae; Streptophyta; Magnoliopsida; Alismatales; Araceae.
AUGGAGAUGUCGGAGGAGCUCCUCCAGUGCGUGGGGAGGUUGGAGAUCGCCAGUCCCAAGCCCGUCGGUUUCCUAUGCGGUACCCUUCCAGUUGUCGCCGAUGCCAUGUCCUUCUCGCUCCCGCAUUCCGCGCUUGUCCCUUCAUCGUCCCAAACGUAACAUGAUCUCUCUUCUCGUUCCACCGGUUCCUGUUCUCUCCUUGAUUUAGUUUCUGGAUUUGUUGAUUUGUUUUGCUCGUACCGUUGACAGGAUGGCGGCUCCACGCUACCAGAUGCUGCCGACGGAGACCGACCUUAAUACUCUUCCUCUGCUUCCAAAUAUCCCGGAGAAGGUCUUUCAUGCCUCUGCCAAAGCGGGUCCGGCUUCUAGUCUCUCUCCGCUCUUAUCCUUUUUAUUUAUACGCUUCCUCACGCUCUCCAUUGUGAAUUUUCUGAAAUUUUAAAGGAAAAUUUUGCGAUGACAUGGCCCAAAUGUACGUUGGGGCCACCAACCUCCGAAACGACCAGUUUUAGGGGGGACUUCCGUUGCUGAAUUCUUCCUUCUACUAAUUUUGUGUCAUUUUAAGGGCAAUUUGUGCAAAGUGAUUGCGUUAUCCAUGCUUUCGGUAUACUUCCAGACCCUGCGUAACCCUCUAAUUGGAAUCGAUUGCUUCCAUCUCAAUUCUUGGGGGCUUUAAUAUCAAUAACCGAAGGACUCAAUGACCGAAGGACUCAAUGACAGAAGGAGUCCUGUACCAGACUUUUAUGGAAAUAAUAUAGAAGAAAUCUUUAGUGUAUACAUUUAAAUCUGAUGGUACCUCAUAUUAAUAAACUAGAUGCGAGAAACAAUUAAAGGGACACACUAGUACAAUGAGCUUUGAAAACCGUCCCAUGCAAGAGCUACAGAAAUAAAUCUAAGGCAGCCCCUUGACAGGAGCUAAAAAUGCCCUGGAACGGUAACAGGAGCCCCUUCAUUAGAAUCCUUAAACAUAUGAAAGAAAGAUUUCUACCACCUGAACAUGCAAAUUGCUCUGCUCAUUCCACCUAUUUCAAAGGAUUCCGUGGAGGAUAAGAUGCCAUGUUUUAUGAUCCCCUUUCCCUAGCUCGUUAAAACAUCUCCCAACUCCUAGAAGCUGUCAACUAAUUGCUGUUAGAGAAUCCGUCAUAUAUUUUUGUGAAAUGGAGCACUGUAGGAACAAUUGAUAUAAUCAUCAUCAGCAGCAUACUGAAGGCAGCAUGAAGUAUCAGUGUUAUCUGAAUGAUGAGCUAGUUUAUUGCUAAUAUAAAGACCUCAGUUGAAAUUCUUUACUACUUUCGAUGAGAUUCGAAAAAAAUCUCAGACUAAAUAAUGGACUUUGGAAUAAAACGUGUAUAUACGAGAAAUAUUCAAAAUUCUUCCGAUCACAGAGGUUCUGAGUGAAUCCUGGUGUAAAAUUACGAUAAAGAGGAGCAUGUAGAAUAUUAAGGCAAAUUACAGGGGCAUCAUCAUUCUAUGGAUGGACUAUCAUCAGUUGAAGUGAUUUUUCCAGUUGAACAAUUGAUGAAAUGAUUUUUUGAGGGGAAGAAUGAUCUUUGUUUGCGUUUUUUUCCCAUUUGGAUGAAGCACAUAGUAUAGGACAUUAUUUGAUUGGUGUUACGAGGAGGGAUCCACUGAUGUAAGAGCAUUCAGUUGAAGAACAAAUGAUUUUUAACUGCCUUUUUUUUUCAUCGAAGAUCAAUGGCAUGCCUUUCUAUCUUUCUGUUUUUGUUACACGGUCAAAAAGUAUUCAGUGUAUCAAUUAUUUGCAAACAAUGAGGUUUUGGUGAACUAAGAGAGCUUAUAAAGAAUCUUCCUUGCGUUCAAUGUUUGGGGCAAUAUUUUCACUCCCAAGGUAAGAAUUCCCAGUCUUUUUUUCCUUCAUUCUGUCAUUUAUCCUGCCCCGAGUUUGCCAGUUUGGUAGCACACCUCCUAGAAAAAGGAGCUUCCACUGAUAUCCAGUAUUCAAUGGUCCAGAUCGUCCUUCAAUGCUCUUUUGUCAUCUUUUGAGUUUCUUCCACUGCAUUUUUCUUGUUUAUGACUAGAAGGGGACUAUCUGCUCGGGACAGUAUGGGGACUGACCUAGUUUAAGUGCAUUUUCCGUUUUGUGACAAUCUAUUUCCAAGGAAAGAAAAAAUUAUCGUAAAGGUGUGGCAUUAGAAAUUUAGAUCUGUUUGUGUAUUAUAAGUUUUUGUGAAAGUGGAACCUGCAGGAUCGCACCUGAAGUGCUUAUUAUGCUAGAAGGGUAUGGGAUAUUUACACAAAUUGCUGAAAAGUAUUUGCUCCAGCAGAACGCAUGAAAGCUUAGUCGUGGACGCAUUUAUAAUUUUUUAAUACCUCUUCAGUUUCUCCUUGUGUAAAUAAUUUUUUUUAUGCUUCUGCAGAUUUGCAUUGGGAAAAUGGUUCAGUCAAUCAUAAUCUUUCUAGAAAAUGUGAGUCACUGGCUGUAUCUGGCCUUACAGAGUAUGAUGAUGAGAUAGAUGUUGUGGCCCCAACCGAUAUAAUGAAGCAAAUUUUUAAGAUACCUUACUCUAAAGCGCAGUUAUCUAUUGCUGUUCAUCGAAUUGGGGAUACUCUGAUCUUAAACACAGGGUAUGCUGUUGUCCAUUCUUCUGUACUAUUUGUUGACGUUUAAAAUCAUUUUCUUAUAGCUUUCUGAGUAAUGACAGGCCUGAUGUGGAAGAGAGUGAGAAGAUGUUUAGAAGACAAACCAAUCAAUCAAAAAGUCCUGAUUCCUCGAUUUUCUUAAACUUUGCUAUGCAUUCAGUCCGAGCUGAGGCUUGUGAUUGCCCACCAAGUCAUCAUGCACACUCAGGAAGCACAGGCUCUACAUUCCUGCCUGGACAAUUAGGACAUGGAGAUGGUAACUUUGUGUCUUCGCCCAGUUCUCAUAUUGGGAAGGGGCAAUUUAUUGGUCAGAGUGUCAAAGGUAGUCGCUCUGGUGAGUACUCAAAUAGCCGUCAUGAAAAAUUCUUUUGGGACAGCAAGAACAAGCCAACCAUUAAGAAAAAGGGACCUAUUCAAAAAGCUUCAAUGGUUGGCGAGAAGACCAGGUGCCCAGUUCAAGAUACGGAUAAAUGCAGGGAGAUUGGGAAUAAUGGUUUUCAAAGAGUUUUGUUUUGGCAAUUUCACAAUUUUCGGAUGCUUCUGGGAAGUGACUUGCUUGUAUUCAGUAAUGAAAAAUAUGUUGCAGUGAGCUUACACUUGUGGGACAUUGCUAGACAGGUAAUAAUUUCGUACCAUGAGUUCUUCAUGAGCUACAUAAUUGUUUCCUCUUAUGUUUUUUUGUUAAUUCUGAUAGGUUACUCCAUUGACGUGGCUUGAAGCUUGGCUUGAUAAUGUCAUGGCAAGUGUUCCUGAGUUAGCAAUUUGUUAUCAUCAAAAUGGUGUUGUCCAAGGGUAUGAACUUUUGAAGACAGAUGACAUAUUCUUACUCAAAGGGAUAUCUGAAGAUGGCAUUCCAGCAUUUCAUCCACAAAUUGUUCAACAAAAUGGCCUUUCAGUGUUGAGAUUUCUCCAGGACAACUGCAAGCAAGAUCCUGGUGCAUAUUGGGUAUAGCUUUUCGAUUUCAUGGCAUGAUCAUUUUGCUAUCUGCUGUUGUCUGAAAAGUUAAAUAUCAUUUUACGUGUCAUCUUUCUCUAUAUGGAUGACGCCACCUCUUUGUUCUCUUCCAAUUGUUUACUGUUUCCUAUUUCGAUUACAAUUUAGCCUUUUGGUUUACAUUGUCAGCUCUAUAGAAAUGCUGGGGACGAAGUUUUACAGCUUUUCAAUUUGUCGGUGGUACCUGAGAAUCAUUCACCCACAGCUCAUGACUCAGGUAGUCCUUUGUCAUCACUGAUGCAUGAGUGGAGGAGGAAUUCAUUAUUCUCCCUAGGAACUGUCUUGUGCCGCAUCGGACAUAGGCUGUCACUUUCAAAGGUAUCGAAAAACAAAAUCGACUCAGUUUACUUGUGAACCGUGAUUGAUUGUGUUCAAUAUAUUGUAGUCAACUUAAUUGCCCAUUUUUUCACAGCUAGCUGAUAACAAAGCAAAGUGUGCAAAAUUCUUCAAGAAGUGUUUGGACAUUAUGUGUGAGCAGCACCACUUGGUAUGCAGAUUCGGCACACAUUGAAAUUUUUAAUAUUUUUACAUUUCUACUGUUCCUUAUGAUGAACUGACGUUCAAACACAGGUUUUCUGUGCACAUGCUCAUGAACAAUUCGCCAGGCUCAUUUUGAAUUCUGAGGAGGAACUGGAUUUGACAACAGAAUCUUUUCUUCUUGAGUCUGCAGUCACAGUCACUGAUGUGGAAGAUGACUUUUCUGUGUCGUCUGGGGGAAUGUUCGAAUCAAGCGCUCAAUGUCAUUCGCCAAUGUGCAGGGAUAUGACUUUUAAUGAAGUCAAAUUGUCUGCGGCACCUGAUGUAUCUGGGUUGUUGAGAAUGGAAGGAAACUUAUCAAUGAAAAGAGACGAAGAUGGCUUUGAGUUAGCUGAUAUGGAAGAUUCGAUGGUUUCUGUCCCAGGGAGAAUACAUGACCUGGCUGUGUCCCAGAUAUCUCCACCGCCGGCACACUUGGUCCAGACUGUUACUGAUCCAGUCUCUUCUAAGUUGGCUGCAAUUUACCACCUAUCUCAAGCUAUAAAAUCUCUCAGGUGGCAGCGCCAACUACAAAAUGCUGGACAUUCGCUUGACGAUGGCAACGAAGUUCAUGAUAGAUUACCGCCUAGCUCUUUCUCUGUAUGUGCUUGUGGUGACACUGAUUGUAUUGAAGUGUGUGAUAUUCAAGAAUGGUUACCCAAGUCAAGGAUGGAUGGUAAAAUGUGGAAACUUGUUCUUUUGUUGGGAGAGUCUUAUUUGGCCCUUGGAGAGGCGUAUAAAGAUGAUGGCCGGCUAGAUCAAGCUCUUAAAAUUGUUAAACUGGCAUGUUCUUUGUAUGGAUCUAUGCCUCAACAGCUAGAAGGCUCUCAGUUUAUUUCAUCAAUGGUUAGCAGCUCAUCAUCAUAUACAAACUUCGGAAAUGGUUACAGGGGAACAGAUUUCACCAUAGACAAUUUGCGGGAUUUGAAUUCCGAUCUCAUGGAAGAUUACCCUUCCUCAAAUAAUUUUUCAGCCAAAUAUUUGUUCUGGUCUAAGGCUUGGAUGCUUGUUGGAGAUGUAUAUAUUGAGCACCAUAGGAUAGCGAAUAAAGCUAUACCAGUAAGAGAAGAAAGUAAAACAGUGGACUCUAAAUUAUGUGUGUCAGAAGAUGUUAUUAAAGAGGUAAAAAGGCUUAAAAAGAAGCUGGGUCAAUCCGAGGAAAAUUGCAGCACUUGUUCACUGAUAAAUUGUAGCUGCAGGAGUGACAGGGCAACCAGUGGAAACAGCGCUAGUAGUAGUUGUGGAGAUGCUGCCUCCCGUGUCUUUGGCAGGCAAAAUAUCGGGAAACCAAAAAUGAAGACGUGUAAGCGAGCAUCAUUUUCAAAGUCAGGAGAGGGCAAUUCCAAGGGCAAAACAGUGAAAACCGAUGUCUCUGGAAGUGAGCACUGGCAGAUACCUAAAGAGAGAGACAGACAUCCUUUUUCAUCCGUAGCUUUCAAUAUCGAAGAGGAUGAGCACACUGUGGAGACCUGCGUAGAAUCUGGGUUUGAAGCUGAUAGUAAAGAUGUACCUGAGGUGAAGAAUGGUGGCAUUUUCAGGUUUCUUGUGAGUCCCAAAGUUGGAGACGUUGAACACAAUCUCUUGGCUGCCAUUGGCUGUUAUGAUGCUGCCAGGGAGGCAAUGGAGGGUUUUCCUGUUAGUCCAACAGAAUUGCAGUUUGUUGUUAAAAAAGCAGGAUGGGUCUUUAAUGAACUGGGAAGGCAUAGACUUGACAGAGGAGAUCUUCUCCGUGCUGAGCUAUCUUUUGCAGAUGCUGUAAAAGCAUUUAGAAAAGUAUCUGACCAUACGAAUAUCAUACUAAUUAACUGUAAUUUAGGUCAUGGCCGAAGAAGUUUGGCUGAGGAACUGGUAUCUAAAAUGGAAGUGCUCGGCGAGCAUGGUUAUGGAUACAAGCAACUGAUGAAAAGUGCGAAAAUGGAGUACACCAAAUCUCUGAAAUAUUAUGAAGCUGCCAAAGUUGAGCUGAAUGAAAUUGGCGAAGGGCCUGAUCCACUGUUAAGAAAUGAAGCGCUUACCCAAUUAGCUCACACAUAUCUACGCUUUGGUAUGCUAUUAUCUAAGGAAGCUAUUUCAAGAGAUAUUCAUGGAAAGGUAUUUUCUGAAGAGUCGUCAUUCAGUCACCUUGGUACUAAUGAGAGAAUCAAAUUAGGAAAACACGACAUAUCCCCAACAGAUGCGUUUGGGCAUGCUUUGGCGUUGUAUGAAUCGCUGGGUGAAUUGAGAAGGCAGGAGGCUGCUUUUACCUAUUUUCACUUUGCGUGCUAUCACAAGGAUUUCUCUUUGAAGCUCUUGGGUACAAAUCAGAAGCAAACGAAACAUUCAAAAAUUGGAAAUAGUAACCAUCAAAAGUCUAGGCUGCAUGCUUAUUUAGCAGAGAGUAACUGGCAGAAGUCUUUACAUUUCUAUGGUCCAAAGAGUCACCCUGUUAUGUAUCUGAAUAUCCUAUUAGAGCAGUCAAUACUGUUAUCAACCCUCUCUGGUUUUUUUAACACAGCCGAGGUAUGUGAGCAGGUUUUUCUUGGAUGUUUACUUCAUUCCCCUGUUUGUUUUGGUAGAACACGUAAUGAAUUUCCUGUUAACCUUGCAUAUCAAUUAAUUCUUGUUGUAUGAGCUUUCCGUAUUAGUCAUAAACACAGGGGUUCUAUUUGUCAGACGGGUAAAUGGAUUGCAAAAAUCUCUUCGAAAUAAGAAUAUUGUCACAUUUGAGCUUUUUAGGGGCAAAAUGACUCGCUAUGCUCCCAUUUAUUUUGUUGAUAAGGUUUCUAUUGUGUCAUGAGGGCUCCAUAUCAUGGUUUGGCAAAAAGAAUGUUGUAUUUGGUUUGGAACGAUUAAUCUCUAGUGAUUGUUGAUGUCAUUUAUAAACCCACCAUCCGAAUCAUUUAAUUCUUGUGGGGCUGCUUCGAAUUUCAUAAGAGCUUGUGAAUUUUCCUUUAAUUAGUGUCAAAAAGGUAAAACCUGUUGGUUUCUCGAGGUUACCUUCAUUAAAGUCAAGGACAUCAAUGCAUUGUUAUAUUGAUGAAGCUUGUUCUCUGAAAUUUUAGCCUGCAUUUAAGUAAAAUUUUACUCAUCUUUAAUUGUAUUUGAGGCCGUUUUCCUAAAAGUUUCAUGUUGAUAUAAUUGUUUAUAUUUUUCCUAAUCAAGUGGAACUAACCAACAUCUCUUCUAAUUCAGAUGUUGGAAUCCGCUUUACAACAUAUGCUCGAAGGCCGCCAUGCAGUAGUAGAUUUUCAGUUUAGUGAAGGCGAACAAAUCCAGGAGAGGUUCCGGAAUCAUUUGCUGAUGCUUUUGAAAGGGAUGCUAGCGGCGGUGCGUUCAGGGAUCCCUAACCAGUCUGCAGCGGACAGGAGCGCCAUUGAUAACGUGGAGAAGCUGAAGGAGAUGUACAGGAUGUUGCUGAGGUCAGCUGGCCUGUGUCAAUUGCAUGCUAUGCAUGGACUGUGGAUCGCUCCGGAUUAA